Messenger RNA from Adineta steineri, 1275 nucleotides. The record is from the annotation of a GenBank genome assembly. Lineage: Eukaryota; Metazoa; Rotifera; Eurotatoria; Adinetida; Adinetidae.
AUGCCGUGGAAAGAACGGUUUUAUCGAUGGUAUACUACGAUGUUACAAUCCCUCUCAAAAUUCAAUAUUUUUCGCGAUGAUUUUGCCCCGACUGCGGAUGAAUAUGAAAUCAGAUCACAAAUCCUAGCCGCUCGUGUCUAUGUAGUCCUAUUGACUGUUUCACUGUUCACUUUGAUCACUUACACGACACAAAUACAUGUAACCGAAACAGUUUCUAUCAAAAGUCCGACAUACAAUCAAUUUUUGAGUUUAUACACUGCUUAUUCAGAAACACUUUCCUGCCCAUGUACGAGUACCUCGAUUGCCUAUGAUCAGUUUAUUUAUCUCGAUGUAUUCUACCAUCAAAUAUGUGAUAGUGUAUUCACAACAGAUACCUGGCGUCAACUGAUCGAUUCAACAUCGAACCCUAAUGAAGUUUCUUUGAAUUUUCGUUAUAUUGGCGGGCCGUUAUUCUAUGUUCUUAAUUCGUUCUGUGAUUUGAGUGAAACAACAGUUACGGAUGGUAUGAUAGAUUUCAAUGCGACUCAACUCAUUUCCGGUACAGUUUUACCAUUUGAUACUUUCAAUGUUGAAAUAGAGAAUACAAUUCGUUCAUUCAUUUCCACUAUCACAAGAGAAUUCACUCGAUCUCGUCAGUUAAUUCGUGAUCAAAUACAAUACAAUGGUAUUCUGUCAGGACUUUAUACAAAUUUUUAUUAUACCUCAUUUGUAUAUGAACAGAUUGAAGGUUAUUCAGGAGUUAAUUUUUAUACUUUAUCACGUGUCUAUGUCAAUCAAUCAUCAAAUUGUUCCUGUGAUGAUACACCAUUCUGUAAAAUACCAGCGUUUAUUGACGACGAUGAUAAUUCAUUUCACAUUCCCGGAAUAUAUUUUGGAUGUUAUAUAGUUGAAUCACUUCUUCAAUCUAAUCUUGAGUGUUUCUAUAAUCAAACAUGUAUUGAUGAGUUACGUCAUGCACUUAAUUCGUCUGUGGCACUCAAUACAUCUGCUCUUAAUGCAACCAUACAAAGUCAGUAUGAGCGUAGUGAAACAAUCGAGCACAUUGUUGAUCAGUUGAUGAUCGAGCAAUGGAGGAACACAACAUCCCAUGAACUCUAUUAUGAUCGAUGUCAUCCUUCUGUAUGUAGUUGUACAUAUGCCAGUAAGAAGAAUUGGCUCAAUGUAUUAACAUCGAUUAUUGUGCCUCUGGGUGGUCUGAAUCUUAUUUUGAAGAUCAUAGUGCCUCGCAUUAUGAUGCUAAUUUGGUCGCGUCUUCGUACAAAUCCAGGUAAAUGA